Messenger RNA from Culex pipiens pallens (northern house mosquito), 1488 nucleotides. It is a transcript of the gene TyrRS-m, whose product is annotated as tyrosine--tRNA ligase, mitochondrial. The record is from RefSeq and is a predicted model, not a curated record. Gene Ontology annotation, molecular function: RNA binding; ATP binding; tyrosine-tRNA ligase activity. Gene Ontology annotation, biological process: tyrosyl-tRNA aminoacylation. The coding region runs from base 51 to 1451 and encodes 466 amino acids. The transcript is spliced from 3 exons. Gene Ontology annotation, cellular component: mitochondrion; cytosol. Lineage: Eukaryota; Metazoa; Arthropoda; Insecta; Diptera; Culicidae.
AGUUCGGUCGAUUUUCGUCUCGCGUGAAUUUAUUGUGAAUUGGUUAGGAAAUGAUUGUGCGGUCGGUUCUGCACCGGAGUCGGCUCCUCCGGUGGCCACUUCCCGUGGCCGCGCGACACUACACUGAGGGAAACAUUCUGAAGCUGCAGGAUCGGGGAUUCUUCCAGGACGUCUUUCCGGCCGAGGCAAUCGACAAAGCCCGCACCACGCUGGGCGCCGCCCCGCAAACCGUUUACGCCGGGUUUGAUCCGACGGCGGACAGCUUGCACGUGGGCAAUCUGCUGGUCAUCAUCGGCCUUCUGCACAGCCAACGGGCCGGCCAUCAACCGAUUGCGCUGCUCGGUGGCGCCACCGGCCAGAUCGGAGACCCCAGCGGGCGCAAGACGGAACGUCAGGCCAUGUUGCUGGACACGGUGAACCGGAACCUGCGCUGCAUCGGGGAACAGAUCGAGCGGAUAUUCGAGAACCAUCGCGGGUUGAUGUGGGAAAAGCGUGGCCAUGGAGGGGCGUUGAAGCCGGUUCUGGUGGUCAACAAUGCCGAUUGGUACCGGGAGUUGAACUUUGUGGAGUUUGUGUCGCGCGUUGGCCGUCACUUCCGGAUGGGAUCGAUGCUGUCGAGGGCGUCCGUGCAAAGUCGACUUCAGCAGGACGCGGGAAUGAGCUUCACCGAGUUUACGUAUCAGAUCUUCCAGGCGUACGACUGGUGCCAUCUGCUACAGAAACACAACUGCCGGUUCCAGCUGGGCGGAAGUGAUCAGAUGGGCAACAUCAUGUCCGGCCACGAACUGAUCUCACGCGUGGAACCCGGAAAGGAUGUCUACGGAAUAACCCUGCCACUAAUAACCAACGAAGAAGGUGACAAAUUCGGAAAAUCAGCCGGAAAUGCCGUCUGGCUCGGCGCAGAAAAAACUUCCCCGUACGGCCUCUACCAGUUCUUCCGGCGAACGCCGGACUCGGAAGUGGAGAAACUGCUCCGCCUCCUGACCUUCCUUCCCCUGGACGAAAUCCGAAGCGUGAUGGCCCGGCACCAGCGAACUCCGGAACUAUGGGAAGCCCAGAAACGACUCGCCCAGGAACUGACCCUGCUCGUUCACGGCGAGGAAGGUCUCCGCAAAGCGGAGAACAUUAGCGAUGCGCUGUUCAGCGGGAACGUCCAGGCGCUGGGAGAGCUGGAAGUGCGCGACAUCAAGCAGACCUUCGGCGGCGCUCCGCUGGUGGAGAUUCUGCCCGAGCCGGGCCUGUCCGUGCUGGACGUGGCCAUGAAGGCCAAGUGCUUCCGGAAUGAGCAGGAUGCCACCCGGAUCAUCGCCGCCGGAGGUUUCUCGAUCAACCUGAACAAGGCCAAGAACGUGGCGGAAGUGCUGGCGCCGGGCGUUCACAUCCUGAAGAAUGGCAUCUCGUUGCUGCGGGUUGGCAAGCGGAACUACUACAUCGUCAAGUGGUUGGCGUAAAAAAAAUGGAAUAAAUAGUGUUGGAAAUUUAAAUGAU